UAUAGGCCUCUCCUCCUCUUGUAGCUGUCGGGGGUAGGCAGCAGGGGGCGCAGCUCAUGGCUGUGUCGUCUGUAAAGUUGCAGAGCUGCGUUUCCUUAAAUGCAUAGUUCAGGAUUAGGAAGAACACACCCAGUGACAUCAGUGAGGUUUGAAGAAAAAACGCUCAACUCAACUGUGCAGAGGAGGAACAGGAGGGCCGGGAGCUCCUGCUCGGGUUUCUGUUAGUUUUCAGCGGGAUUUUUUUUCUUCUUCAGCUCCAGGAAGUUUGGGAGCACACAGACUGGGACUGUGCUCAAAGUUUGUUCAGAGAAGGAGAGCGGAGACACGGCAGCAUGUCAACUUCAGAAGAAACGGACGGAUACCGACCUAGAUAUGGCUCUGUCCUGGAUGGAGUGGAGCGGCUCACAGCGGAGGAGAUGGACGAGAGGCGACAGCAGAACAUGGCCUACGAGUACUUGUGUCAUUUGGAGGAGGCCAAAAGAUGGAUGGAGGCCUGCCUGGACGAGGAGUUGCCCCCCACCACAGAGCUAGAGGAGGGGCUGAGGAACGGCGUCUAUCUGGCCAAACUGGGCAACUUCUUUGCACCGCACACUGUCUCACUCAAGAAGAUCUAUGACCGUGAACAGACACGAUACAAGGCAACAGGUCUCCAUUUCAGACACACAGACAAUGUCAUUCAGUGGCUCAAUGCCAUGUCAGAGAAGGGCCUGCCAAAGAUCUUCUACCCUGAAACCACCGACAUCUACGACAGAAAGAACAUGCCACGUUGCAUCUACUGCAUACAUGCGCUCAGCCUGUACCUGUUUAAGUUGGGCCUGGCUCCACAGAUCCAGGAUCUGUAUGGAAAAGUCGAUUUUACUGAGGAGGAGAUCAACAACAUGAAGAGUGAGCUGGAAAAGUAUGGAAUCCAGAUGCCUGCCUUUAGCAAGAUUGGUGGGAUCCUGGCCAAUGAGCUCUCGGUGGAUGAAGCUGCAUUGCAUGCUGCGGUGAUCGCCAUUAAUGAAGCCAUAGACCACGGUGUCCCAGAAGGCACCUUGGCUGCGAUGCAGAACCCUAAUGCCAUGCUGGUCAACCUUGACCCUCACUCUGCCAGAGAGUACCAAGACAUGUUGUACCAGGCCAAAGGGGAGAAGGUGGCCAGCUCACGGAAACGGCAAAUGGAGAAUGCCGAAGCAGAAAGAGAUAUCUAUGACGAGCUUCUCACUCAGGCUGAACUCCAAGGCAAUGUUAACAGAGCCAAUGUGAGUAAUGCCCUGAAGGCAGCUGAGGAAGCUUUGCUGAGUGGUGACGAGGAUAAGUUGUAUGAGGCCCUCAAAGCCAUGGGCGUUCAGAACCUGCAGGCACAGAACAAGGGCUGGUACCUCAAACAGCUACAGGCUGAACGGGAGAAUAAAGAGCAGAUGUCUCCAGGAGAAGUGCUGACAAAAGACGAGUUGCAGAGUGGUGUGGAUGUGGCUAAUCAGAUCGCAGAGGGCUACUUAAAAAUGUUAAAGGCAGUAGAACGAAUCAAUGCAGGCAUCAGAGCAGGAGUCGCAGAAGAUACAGUGGAGGAGCUGAUGAACCCUGAUGCUCAGCUUCCUGAAGUCUAUCCCAGUGCUGCAGACCUCUACCAGAGAGAACUGUUCAGCCUACAGCAGCAGAGUGCAGAGGGUUCACUGUCCCACCCUGAGCUGCUUGUCGCUGUGGAGAUGCUGUCGGCAGUUGUGCUGAUGAAUGAGGCGAUGGAUGUUGGGGACAGAGCUGCCCUCUGGAAACAACUGUCCAGUUCUGUCGCAGGGCUCAGUAAUGUGGAAGAUGAAUAUGCACAGAGAUACAUGGAUGAACUGAUGCGUCUAAAGGCAGCAGCCAGAGAGCAGGGGAGUGACUACCUGACCUGGAAUGACAUCCAGGCCUGCAUCGACCAUGUCAACAUGACUGUGCAGGAAGAACAUGAACGUAUCGCUGCCAUUGGACUGAUCAACGAAGCCUUGGAUGAGGGAGAUCCCAUGAAGACGCUGGCUAUGCUGCAGAACCCGUCAGCUAAGCUCAUGGAUGUGGACCCCAGUGUGGCUCAGCACUAUCAUGACAAGCUGUUGGAGGCCCGCAGGGAAAAGGCCCAUGAGACUCAGGACCCGUCUGCUGUGCUGUGGCUGGAUGAGAUACAGGAUGCUAUUCUGAAGGCCAACCAGGACACACGUGAAGCCUUCCAGUUUGCCCAGUCCAUCCAAACUAUUAAUGAGGCAGUGGACAGUGGAGAGGCAUCGCAGACAUUGGCUGCUCUACGAAACUCUGGGGCAGGACUCUACGGUGUCACCUCAGAGUGUGCCCAAACCUACCAGGAUGACCUGUCAAAAAUCAAGGAUGAGAAAAAGAAAGAAGGGGAUAAUGGCAGCGAGUGGGUAAAGCACUGGGUAAAGGGAGGACAUAACUAUUACUACAACUUGAAUACUAAAGAGGGAACCUGGGUAGAACCAGAGGGCUUCCUGCAGAACAACACUCAGCUCAACAAGGAGGACAUCCAGUCUGUGGUCUCUGGAGUAACCACAGCUUACAACAGAGAGCAGCUCUGGUUGGCUAACGAGACGCUCAUCACGAAGCUGCAAGCUCGUUGUCGUGGUUACUUGGUCAGGAAAGGACUAAAGGAACGGAUAGAGUUCCUGAAAACACAGGAACCAGCUGUCACACGGAUACAGGCCCACUGGAAGGGCUACAAGGAGAAGAAGAAGUUUAAAGAUCGCAAACAGUUUUUGAAAGAUCAUACUGAUGAUGCUGUGAAGAUCCAGUCCAUGGUUCGAAUGCAUCAAGCUCGUAAAAAGUACAAGGAUCGUCUCAAGUACUUCAGAGAUCAUAUCAAUGAUGUGAUAAAAAUCCAGGCCUUCAUUAGAGCUAACAAAGCCAGGGAUGACUACAAAACACUGACUAGUGCUGAAGAUCCUCCAAUGGCAGUGGUGAGGAAGUUCGUCCAUCUGCUGGACCACAGCGACCAGGACUUUCAGGAGGAGCUGGAGCUGAUGCGGCUGCGAGAGGAGGUGGUCACCAAGAUCCGCUCCAACCAGCAGCUGGAGAAUGACCUCAACCUGAUGGAUAUCAAAAUUGGCCUUCUGGUGAAGAACAGGAUCACCCUGCAGGAGGUGGUGUCGCACAGCAAGAAGCUGACAAAAAAGAACAAGGGUCAGCUGUCCAACAUGAUGAUGAUGAACAAGCAAAGAGGAGGCCUGAAAGCACUGAGCAAGGAGAAGAGGGUCAAACUUGAGGCUUACCAGCAUCUGUUUUACCUGUUACAGACCAACCCCACUUACCUGGCCAAGCUCAUCUUCCAAAUGCCACAGAACAGGUCUACGAAGUUCAUGGACUCCGUUAUCUUUACCCUGUACAACUAUGCCUCCAAUCAGAGAGAGGAGUAUCUGCUUCUCAGGCUCUUCAAAACUGCCCUGCAGGAAGAGAUUAAGUCCAAAGUUGACCAGAUGAAAGAGAUUGUUACAGGAAACCCAACAGUCAUUAAGAUGGUGGUCAGCUUUCACCGUGGAGCACGAGGACAAAAUGCUUUAAGGCAAAUCUUAGCACCAGUCGUCAAGGAGAUCAUGGAGGACAAAACAUUAAACAUCAAAACUGACCCCGUGGACAUUUACAAGAGCUGGGUCAACCAGAUGGAGACGCAGACAGGGGAGGCCAGUAAACUGCCCUACGAUGUUACACCAGAGCAGGCCAUGACCCAUGAGGAGGUCAGGACAAGACUGGAGGCCUCUAUCAAAAACAUGAAGACCAUCACUGACAAAUUCCUCUCUGCUAUAAUCGUUUCGGUGGAUAAAAUCCCAUAUGGGAUGCGGUUCAUUUCCAAGGUGCUCAAGGACACUCUGCAAGAGAAGUUUCCAGAUGCAACAGAGGAUGAACUUCUCAAGAUCGUGGGGAACCUCUUGUAUUAUCGCUACAUGAACCCAGCCAUCGUGGCGCCUGACGCCUUUGACAUCAUCGAGGUGUCGGCAGGUGGAGCACUGACCACUGAGCAACGGAGAAACCUGGGCUCUGUAGCCAAGAUGCUGCAGCAUGCUGCCUCCAAUAAGAUGUUCCUCGGGGACAAUGCCCACCUCAAUCCCAUCAACGAAUAUCUCACGGCUUCAUAUCAGAAAUUUAGGCGUUUCUUCCUGGCAGCUUGUGAUGUUCCCUCGCUGGAGGAUAGGUUCAAUGUGGAUCAAUACUCAGAUUUAGUCACCGUUACCAAACCUGUCAUCUACAUCUCCAUUGGAGAGAUUAUUAACACUCACACACUGCUCCUGGACCAUCAGGACGCCAUCGCUCCAGAACACAAUGACCCCAUCCAUGAGCUGCUGGAGGAUCUGGGUGAGGUUCCCACAGUGGAGUCACUCAUAGGAGAAAAUCCUCUUCCUCCUGACGACCCUAACAAAGAGCUCAUGGGUAAAGUUGAGGUUUCACUCACGCUCACUAACAAGUUUGAUGUACCUGGCGAGGCCAACACCGAGAUGGAUGCCAGGACUUUGUUGCUAAACACAAAGAGGCUCAUUGUGGAUGUGAUCCGGUUUCAGCCUGGGGAGACUCUUACAGAGAUUCUUGACUCAACACCAGGCCCAGAACAGGAGGCAGAGUACCAGCGGGCCAUGCAGAGGAGAGCAGCCCGAGAUGCCAAGACUCCAGAGAAGAUGAAGCAGGUUAAACCUGUGGUGGACGACAGCCUGACGCUGCAGGGGAAGAAGGAGAAAAUCAAGAACAACCUGCAGAGACUGGCAGAGCUGGGGAAGGUUGACCCGGAGAACCGCUACCAGGACCUUAUCAAUGACAUAGCCAAGGACAUCAGAAAUCAGAGGCGGUAUCGUCAGCGUCGGAAAGCUGAGCUGGUGAGACUUCAGCAGACGAACAACGCUCUGAAUUCGAAAACCAAUUUUUAUAAUGUACAGAUUGAUUCAUACAAUCUGUACAUCAAGUCUUGCAUGGACAGCCUGACCAGCAAGGGCAAGUUGUCAAAGAAACAAGGCGACAAGGCCAAGAAAAGUAAACAGGUCUCCCAGAAGUACACGGCCUCUCGCCUCCAUGAGAAGGGCGUGCUCAUCUCUAUAGAGGAUCUCCAGCCCAAUCAGUUCAAGAAUGUUAUUUUUGAGAUUUCACCAUCAGAGUCUGUUGGAGUGUUUGAUGUGAAUGCCAAGUUCAUGGGCGUCCACUUGGAGACGUUACAGCUAGAAUACCAGGAUCUUCUUCAGUUGCAGUAUGAAGGGGUGGCUGUGAUGAAGCUCUUUGACAAGGCCACCAUCAACGUGAACCUACUCAUUUUCCUGCUCAACAAGAAAUUUUAUGGAAAAUAGAGAAGGAUAGACAAGAGGGCAAGAGACUCUGAUUAAAACCACAACGCCCACUUUGAGGGCUGCUGAGCACCCUGACCCAAACCACCCUACCCAUCCCACACACGUCUUCUACUGCACUUCACCUAUGUGCCUAUGCAAAUUUAUGUGCAUUAUUUUAAUUAUGUGGAUUAUCAUUUUUGCUUUCACUCUUGAUGCGGCAGUCUAGUUCCUCACUCUGGUAGGGGAACCACAGACACUUGCUGGAGUCUUUUUUACUGUCUUUGUUACUGUAGCUAGAUCAGAACUCUAGCAUUUGUUCUGUUUUUGCUUUAAAUGUUAAAAAUAUCUUGUGCAUGGGCUUAUUAUUAUUAAUUAUAAAAAAUAUGUUUUAUGUAAAGAAACUGUUUUAUGUCUUUCUUAGCUUUUAGUUCGUCUACUCAUCUGACUGAUAAAACUUUAUGGCUAUCAUCAAGUGAAAGAGUACUCUUUUAGACGGACUAAAUACAGGAAAUGAGUCCUGGUCUUAGUCUCAGUGACUCAUCUCUUCUCUGUGACAUUUUGUGUUUUGGUCUAGUGGAUCAAAACAAGUUAUAGGACAGACAUGACAGACAUGGUUUACUUUGAGAAAACAUGUCUGGAAUUAAUCUUUUCUUUCCCUCUUUUUCAACAUAAGCCACGUGUCCUUCAAAGCAGACACAAUGACACAUCAUACAUGGUAAAUACACAAGAAAUCAGACUUGCAGUAAACAAAUAAAAUUCCAAUGCUCAUAUUGAGCCACCAACUCAAUUUUCUUUUCUUUUUUUUACAAACAUUUUAAAUUUAGAAUUAAUAUGUUCUCACCAACUAACCACAUCUUACCCUGUUGUCAUCUCUCUAACUAAGCAGGUCAGGUUGUGGUUUUAUUUAGGAGUGGUCUGAAUGGCCCAAGACUACAGCUCCAAUAAUGAUGGUUAGAGAAAUACACAACUCAAAGUUUUUACUUCUUUUAAUUCUUAUUACAAUCAGCGGAAAAGAAGAUGUAACUUGUGUAGAAUACUUUGCAGAUUGGCUCAGAUACUGGGCUAAGGUUAAAUACAGAAAAUUAUAUAUAAAUAUAUAAAAAAAUAUACACAGUGAAUGCUGGAUCUCUGGGGGAAGUAUGGUGGAGUAAAGAAUCUUUGAAUGGAAAAAUAUUUUUCAAAGAAUUAGCAGCAGUUUAAAAGAUAUUGACAACCAUUUUGACCGACAUUUGUUAAUGAGACAUUUUUGAGAAAUUUAAUUAAAAUGUAUAUAAAAAAUGUAAACAUCAAUAAAAUAAAACUGAAAUAAA
Messenger RNA from Cynoglossus semilaevis (tongue sole), 6580 nucleotides. RefSeq names its product IQ motif containing GTPase activating protein 1 (gene iqgap1). Bases 333 to 5291 code for a protein of 1652 amino acids. The record is from RefSeq and is a predicted model, not a curated record. The transcript is spliced from 37 exons. Lineage: Eukaryota; Metazoa; Chordata; Actinopteri; Pleuronectiformes; Cynoglossidae. Gene Ontology annotation, molecular function: GTPase activator activity; actin filament binding; calmodulin binding. Gene Ontology annotation, cellular component: nucleus; cell cortex. Gene Ontology annotation, biological process: mitotic actomyosin contractile ring assembly actin filament organization; positive regulation of protein kinase activity; fibroblast migration.